Molecule: messenger RNA, 2997 nt
Organism: Athalia rosae (coleseed sawfly)
Lineage: Eukaryota; Metazoa; Arthropoda; Insecta; Hymenoptera; Athaliidae
Product: IQ motif-containing protein H-like
Exons: 5
Coding region: 1-2736 (911 amino acids)
Molecular function (GO): protein binding
Source: RefSeq, a predicted model, not a curated record
AUGUUUCGAGAUCACAGCAGCAUUGAUGUCACCGAUUUAGAAUCUACUUCUGUCGAAAUGCUGUGGCAGGUUCUAUUAAAACUUGAAAAAGAAAUAAUAUCGGUCAAAUUGCACGUGAAUACCGAAAGUUCAAAAGUCAGUAAUGAACGCCAAGACAGGAUCGAAUCCGGAAAGUCUGUACCAGCAGUGUACGACACAAUCCAAAACUUUUGCCAGCAAUUAACUGCCGAUUUAACGCAUAUACAGGCGGUUUGUUCAGAGUAUAAAAUAAACGGGUUAUUAGACAUAGCAAGAGAGACCAAGCUUCGGCAAAAACCAGCCAGCUAUAAGGCCUAUAUUAAAGAUCUGAAGAAACUUAGCGGUUCUUGCAUUCUCCCUGAUGAAGACGAUGAACCAAAUAAUAUUUACACUUCUUGUAACUGCCAUUGGAGCAAUGUGCCCGAAAACAAAUUAGAACCAACUCAAGAUAUCAUCAAAAGACCCAUUCAACCACGAAAAACGGCAUUUGAUUCUACAGAUUUGAAGUUCAAACAAGAACUGACUGUACUAAGAACAAAAUUAUUCACUCUGCCUGAGGUGAUACCAAAACGAAGGAAAGUUAGCGGUUUUGAUCAAUCUGCAUCUUUAGUCGCUGAAACUAAAGCAGCGAAUGAAAAAGCGGUGUUCACUGAGCCCAUCGACGAAUCGACAGCAUAUAACAUUAUUGUUAGUGUGAAGGAAGAAACUGCUAAGAUCGGUAGCCUCAAAUUCAUCGAUGGUAAAUUUACGCACUGCGAGUUGUGGAGAAAAUUACUGGACGCGAACGGAAAUCAGUUAAGAUCAAAAUGGUUACUAGUUUUGUGCCCCCAAAUGGAAGCUAUUCUCAAAAAGCGUAUAGUUCCUUCAGCAUUCUGCAGCGCAGAUAAAGUAUUCGACCUUUUGUCAGAUAUAAAGGAGAACGGAGCCACAUAUAGUCUUUCGAAAGAAGACAUGCUCAAUGUCCUUAAAAGUGAUUCGGAGGCAGCUGAGUUUUUCAAAGGGUGGAAAGCUACGUUUAAACAAUUAUCAGGAAUUCAGCUAGCCGCGUUAACGAUACAACGAUACUGGAAAGGCUACGCGGUUCGCAAAGACAUCCGUGAAUCGAACUGCAAGUACAUCGCGGCGAGCAUAAUUUGGAUGGCUUGGCUUUUCUUAAAGAAAAAACGGUAUAUGCACGAACAGUAUUUAACUCAAAUGCUGAUGAUGUCGAAUUCCACCGAGAAACUCAACGCCAAGAUGAGUCUCCGAUAUUCCCAGAUUGUCGGAGCACCUCACGUCGUCAUUCAUCUUCCAUCGUUGGGUCAUCCGGUGGAUAUCAGGAGCGCUGUAUCACCUCCGAUUUUUCGAAUCUACCAAAACAUUCUGGCACUAAAAAUAUCAUUUUUGAGAAAUCCCAACGCGGAGGUUGUCUACAUUCUACCUAUCGAGCCUUCGGAAAGUCUUCUCCGAAUGUAUUACGAUAUAUUGGAGUCCGUUCACCCGGGUGAAGGAAUUCAGAAACGAGUUACGUUUCUUGCCCUAUCAAUGAGAAGUGCCUUCACGAAAUGCUCCUUCAAUACCGCGAGAACUUUAUAUUACUCCGACGACACGCUAGCUGCAAUAAAUGCAAAAGUUUCGAAUAAACCAGCCUACAUUUUACCCUGGGUUAUGGACGAGUGCGACGUGUGGGCCGCUGGGACUCUUAAAGUUCCCUGGGUCGGCCCGUCCUUCAAUUUUCAAUUGCGGUUAUUGAAUAAAUCGAACAACGCGGAUAUGUUGUCGAGUUUUGGUAUUGAACAGCCUCCUUACACACCCCAUGUCAAGGACUAUUCGACCCUUUGCACAGAGCUAGCUGAACUAAUUUGCCAGCAUACCGAGGUCUGCCUGUGGUUGAUAAAAUUGAAUGUUGGGAUCGACGGGAAUCAGACGGGAGUUUUUUUAAUCAACAACGUGAGCGUGCCCUUCAUGCCGCAGUUGAGAAAGGCACGAGAAACUUCCGGGGACGAAUGGAAGCCAACGCUACAGCUGAGACGGACUUAUCUCAACCGGCUCAACGAACAAUUGCCCGAAAUUGUUUACACCACCACCAGACUCGCCUCUAAUUACAAAAGUUGGAAGGACUUUUACCUCAGUCUGACAAAACAUGGAUGUUUGCUUCAGGCCGUACCUAAUCAGAAAAACGCCUCCAUCAUUAGCGCCGCGAUUUUUAUUCCCGCACGUGAAACCAAGGAAAAACCUGUGUGGACUGGAACCGUUGACCAAAUGCACUUGGAAACUCAAUUCACCGCGUUCGGGUUCAUGAUGCCGCAGACGUCCUUCCCCAACGAAUAUGUUCGUACUACCGUCACAGAAGUCGCCGAGGUGCUUCAAAAUAUGGGAUAUUUUGGCUACGUCAGUUUCGACUUAUUCUGCUACGUUCGAAGAUCCGACGAUCUGCCGAUCGCCCUUGUCGUGGACCUCGAUGCGUAUUACAGCAAGGUUCACAACUUCUUGGACUGGUUUUGCUUCACUAUAAACGGUCGAUAUGACGCUGAGAGAAAUAGUUUUUCGAGUGACGUUGAACUUUCCGUCGAAGCUCGAAAAAAAUUUUACCAUCCAGCCUCGAAAACCGUACGUUGGAACGAAACCAUCGAGCGAUUCGGCAUUGCUAUGGGUAGACUUCAUCACACUCAACUGUACCGUCGCCAAUGGCCGAAGUUGUAUUAUUUUACGAAAAAAUGUGAGGUGCGUUUGCCGUGAUUCGUAAUUUGUUGGCAAUACUAAUUCAGCGAAAAUGAUCCUGUUAAUUUUUUUUAGAUCACGUACGAUGCGAAGACCAGGAUAGGAUCGCACGUUUUAUUUCACGAUGGAGAGAGUCGCGCCCACGUUAUGAUGAGCAGCUGCAAUGUUACCAUGAAACAAUGUCUCGAAAUGGUGACGAAGAACUUGCAGAAUCUCAGCAAAGCCUUGACAAGACGAUACAAGGGAGUCGCCGAGACAAACAUAAGUGCCGCAGCAUCC